UUAUUUUAUGAGUUUUGCUAAGAGAGACCACGUGAGAGACGUUGUGCUCAAACUGAAUAAAGUCGAUGAAUUGUUGGCAAAACUGAAUCAAAAAUUCCGAUACACUAGAGCCGUUUGGUACCAAUUAAUAAUAUUUUUCACCGGAUUCUUGAUGAUUGUAAUAAUUGGGUCCAUGCAAAUUUAUAACAUUCGAAUCGAAAAUUUUCCGCCCCUUUCCCUAUUUAUGUGGACUAUGUUUUUAUUUCCCUUGGCGAUUUUGUACGUUCUAAACAGUCAGUAUGGGUUUACAGCAAUACUGAUUUAUGAAAGAUUUAAAAUGGUUGGACAACAAUUGGAAAAAAUUAAACUCACGCUAAGGGAACAACACAUCAAAAAUUUGGCUUCUACUGUAUUAAAUGUAAAACCACCAAAAAAUAUAAACUCAGACAUUUCAAACAAUAUACUGACUUUAAUGGAAAUCCACGAGAUCUUAUGCAAGGCGGCAAACACAACAAACUCAAAUUACAACAUCCAAAUGUUACCAGCACUAACGCACCAAUUUUUCAUCAGCCUGUACUCUAUUUUUUAUUACUACUGGAUGCACUCCAGUAAACCAUUUUCCGCAAGUUGUUGGCUAGCCUGGGGUAUUUUUAAAUCGUACGAAAUUCUUCACGUCACAAUUACAUGUCAUUUGGCAAGCCAGCAGGCUAACAUUGUGGGCAGAAAAGUACACAAAGUUUUAAUAAGAACCCAGAAUGAUGAAAUUGAGGAAAAACUUUUAAUGUUUUCGAAACAGGUACAGCAUAGCAGUUUCAAAUUUACUUUGUGUGGGCUGUUCAAUAUUGACGCAGGAUUAUUAUUUAACAUGAUUGGUUCGUCAACUACAUUUAUUGUUAUAAUGAUUCAAUUUCAGGAAACGAUAACACCCACAAUUUGCGUUUCGAAUAAUAAAGCAAUGUUUUAAACGACAUAAUAACAAAGUAACACUUGUCACUUUGUGUGUAAGCAACUAGUUUAGCAAUGUUUUGAUUAAGUACAAAUGAUCACGUCUUGAAAAUAAACACAGCACUUUUUGUCUAAAUUUUUCAAAGAAGUUAGACUUCGAAAAGUUGGUUUAAAACCCUGUUCACAUCUCGAAAAUGAGUAAAAUGGAACCAUAUUUUUGCUUAUCUAUUGCUUCACACAAAAAUCAAAUUAUCAUUAAAUAAAAAAAUUAUAUGAAAAUAAUAUAAAAAAAUAUUUUCAUUUUUGGUCCCAAAAACUAAGAACUGCGUUAACUUAGAGGUUAUUUUUUAAUUUUGGCAAAUCAAUUGGCUUACAAUCUGGUAUCAGAUUAUAAAAGAAUUAUAAAACAAUAAACGAUUAGUUAUAAAAAUUUUAUCGUUUGAAAAUAUUAGUUUACUUAAACCAACGCCAUUUUACUUGUAGACGCCACAAAAAGAAAAAACAUUUAAUCAUCUCUGUUGUCACUAAAAUACUUUAGAAAUUUGUUUAAUUAACAGGAUUGUUCAAAAAACAGUUAAUUAAUAAAAUUUAAAAAAAUAAGCCUUGAGAAAACAUUAGUUACAAUCCCUAAGCUUCAUUACGUUAACAAAAGAAAAAAUGCUAAUAAAACAGUGCUAAUUAUGUGUCAUUUACUUACCUUUUUAAGGGGAGGUAAAACAAAUCUUUUCACAUUAUCUAAAUCAUCGCCAUUAACUUCGAAAUUGCUGUUAUUACUCUUGAUAAUAGUAUCUUGCUGCAAAUCAUAAAAAAUAAUCACAAUCAAACAAAUACGUUGUUUAAUAAAAUAAAUGUUAUUACUUAACGAUCAAUAUACAUUUACCCAAUAUGACUAAUGUUAAUAUUACUAUAAAUCACGCAAGUGUAAAUAAAAACUUACUCACAUCAAGAUUUUUAUCACCCCAAAUGCUUCAUUUACAAUAUUAAACACUCGAAAGUUGUGCAUAAAUCCCU
Tribolium madens (black flour beetle) is the source of this 1935-nucleotide messenger RNA. RefSeq names its product putative gustatory receptor 28b. The transcript is spliced from 5 exons. NCBI's taxonomy places the organism in Eukaryota, Metazoa, Arthropoda, Insecta, Coleoptera, Tenebrionidae. Gene Ontology annotation, cellular component: axon; dendrite; neuronal cell body. Gene Ontology annotation, biological process: sensory perception of taste. Bases 8 to 943 code for a protein of 311 amino acids. The record is from RefSeq and is a predicted model, not a curated record.